CUUUCCGUCUCUGUUGAAGAGACUCUAUUUUGAGUGUCUUCUUCAUAUCAGUUACACUACAUUUUCUUUCAUACUUUCCGUUGAUAAAACGAACUGCCCUAUUCUGGAUUUGCUCUAAUUUAUUGAUGAGUGUUUGAGUAUGUGGAUCCCAUACUGAUGAACAAUAGUCAAGUAUUGGUCUGACCAUUGUCUUGUACGACAUUUCCUUGACAUGUGAUGGACAAGAAUGCAAGUUCAUUCUCAGGAAACCAAGUAUUCUGUUUGCCUUGGAGCAGACUCUGUCUACAUGAGAAUUCCAUGAAAGAUGAUUACUUAUAUCUACACCCAGGUUGGGUUCCCACUAUUGCAACAGGACUAAGUCUCAUAGGGGCUGUACUGGCGGAUGAAAUCAUCAAGAAGACUUCUCAUCAGCUAGUCGCGUUCAUGGGAGUAUCUCUAUGCUUUAGCGCCUGUCUCGUCACCUCAGUGAUGCCCAUCUAUCCUCCGAUGAUAUUUACGUUCGGAAUUUUAUAUGGGUUCGGUUCGGCCUUUUCCGUAACAUCAGGAAUGGUUGCCAUUGUUGACUGGUUCCCGAAAGACUCCUGUUCGAGAGCAACUGCUGUGGCAGUAGCUGGAACCUCGGCUGGCAUGCUGGUGUUCAACCCGAUCACAUAUAAGCUCGUGUCAGAUGUGGGAUGGCGUAACACUUUGAGAAUAAGUGGCUUUAUUCUUCUUGUCGUUGGCUAUGCUGCAAGCGCAACUUUCUCCAAACCUGUCAAGGAAUCUCUUGAAUUAAAACAACCUGCUGAAAACCCAGAAACAAAAGCUUCUCUUCUCAAAACAACGAACGCAACUUGUAAAAAUGCCAUCUCCAUGGGCCCUAAGAAGUCUUCGAACAUAUCUUACGUAAACAAACUUUCAAGAAAUCCUUACGACUUGUUGCUAUUUCCUGAAUUUUGGAUGAUGUUCUUUGGAAUAGUUAUUUCAGCAAUGUCCACAUCUCUUUUCUUUUUUUAUUGGGUAAAAUUGCUAUUGACGAUGGGGUUUGAUGAAUCGAUAGCUGCGUUUGCCACGACCGCUGUUGGAGCUUCAGACUUAGCGGGAAAACUAAUUAUUUCAUUAAUAGCAGAUUACAUUCCGUUCCCGAGGCUCUUUCUCUUCCACAUCGCAUCUCUUAGUGGGAUUGGACUCAUGUUUACAUUAAUGUACAUCAAAUCUGUUGUAGCGGUUUUCAUAACUUCAAUCGGCAUUGGUAUGCUGGUAUUAUCUCUAAUCAACACGUCACCAUACACAUCGACAUUUCAAGUCUUCCCAGGUCGAGGUGCUAAACCUAUGACAACUUCAAUCAUCGCUGUUGGAAUAGGUAUUAUUCUGGGUACAGUUUACGGAACCAGUGCAGACCUAACUGGAUCAUUCGAUGGAACCUUGUAUAGCUGUAUUGGAGCAUAUUGUUUGGCCAUUAUACUAUUCUCUUCUGUACCGUUAUACCAGAAGAACUUCGCAAUUGAAAGAUACGUCAUGUGGGACUAUGUCUACAGAUACCGAUGGACCCAAAGGGCCCAGAAGACGAAUCCAAACUUAGAAACCAGAAAACAUUUUGAUUCACCUAAAAUGAUAUGCUAGGCAGAAAUUUGAUGUCGUCUCCUUUGUAACAUCGAUAAAAUAUACACAUAGAGAACACAUAUGUCUAUGGACUGAUCAGGCCCCAGUUUAUAUGAAAAUCAAGCGGACAUUAUCAAAAUCCCAAAAUCAGUUUCUCCUCAGGUAAGAACAUCACUAUAUCAUAGCCAUCGGGUCAGAUAGUAGCAAUUCCUGGUGUUAUAUAAUUUUGCCUGAUCCCCCCCCCCCCCCCAACUCCGGGGUCGAAGGAAACUCAUGCAUGUUCUCAAAUAUAUGUUCGGUGAAGGGGUACUUUUUCGCGGGACAAAUCCGGCCCGCGAAUUGUAAGGUCUCUCUCUCUCUUAAUUUUUGGACUCCUGAGAAAUUUAAAAAGGGGGUUAUAAAAUAUAUUAAAUAUAGAAAAUAUGAUCAAAGUCCGGGAUCAAAUUCCUGAAAUUCCUGCUAGUUUUGAAAGCUUGUCCUCCAUCAUGACAUCAGGGAACCUCUAUUGUAAUGACAGCUUACCCGAGAUGAAGGGGUUGUCUGUCCAAAGAUAUGGGGUUGGAAUGAAAGCUCAUCUUAGAUAGGGGGUACAUUGAGGCUUUGAGCAGUGUUCCGGAUUUUGGGGGGUCUCCAAGCCAGGAAGAGCCCGUGAAGGGGGGGGUCAGAAAUAUUGGCAGACAUGAGAUAGGGAGCGCUUUCAAAGGGAGGGAACGAGCAUAGGCGUACCCCAAAUAACAUUGAGGGGUGGGGCUUAAUUCCGUACGCAUAAAAAUGAGCGAGCAAGAAA
Molecule: messenger RNA, 2368 nt
Organism: Lytechinus variegatus (green sea urchin)
Lineage: Eukaryota; Metazoa; Echinodermata; Echinoidea; Temnopleuroida; Toxopneustidae
Product: monocarboxylate transporter 13-like
Exons: 6
Coding region: 217-1602 (461 amino acids)
Biological process (GO): transmembrane transport
Molecular function (GO): transmembrane transporter activity
Source: RefSeq, a predicted model, not a curated record